UAUGGCGCCAGUGGAGGGAAGGGAGUAGUAGAGGGUGGAGGUUUUAAAUAUUGUCUUAAAGUUAUUACAUGUGAAAUUUUGCAUAUUCAGUGUUAAGAGACCAAUAGUUCUACUUACACAGCGUAUGAAAACUCGCACUUUGUUGAUCUAACCCAUUACUCCACGCAUAGUCAUGACGUCCGGAGCUGUUCGCAAGCAUAAAGACAAGAAGGAUAAGAAGUCACACGGAAAGAAGUUGAAAAAGAAGAAGAAACUCAAUAGAUCUGUUUGUGAGGAGGAGGAUCGAAUAAAUGAUGCAGAAGACAGUGGUGAAGGAAAUAUGGAUCUGAGUGAAGAAUUGCAUCCAAUUGGUUACUACAUUAAUGACAGGGAAGAAAUGAUUAAUCAGAUGUUUUCAAUUAUCAAAGGUGAUAAACUGAGAGCAAUGCUUCCACCUAUUCUGAAGGAUUCAACAAUUGAUGAAUUAAAAUCCCACUGCCUGGAUGAAUUACUUGGAAUGUCAUCAAAACGUAUCCACAGUGUACUCGAAGGUCGGGAAUUGGAGACUUCCUCUGAAUCUGAUGACACAAGCUCCAAUCCAGAAAAUGAAAAUGCCAUGGGAACAUCUACAGAGAAUAAAGGCCAUUGGUCAAGUGAUGAAAUGAAAGCUGGAACACAGGAUCAAGAUUUGGGAGAGGUGGAAAAGGACAACUUUACAGGUGAUGAAAGAAAUGGGUUGCAGAAUGGACCAGUACCUGAUAUGGACACCCUAGAGAUUGGCAUCACAAAAAAGGAAAUGGGAGAACUGUUGAAUUAUAUGCCCUCUGCCAAGCACUGUGAAAGAAAGAGGACUUCUUCAAAAUGUGAGGCAGAGCCACAUGUUUCUGUAGUUAAGAGAAGCAAGAGCAAGGUGAACAGUCGAAGAAAGGCAAAAGAAUUAGAAAAGCAAAUUAAAGUUACAAAGAAAGAUAUUGAAGAGUCUGAAGAAGCAGGUUCACCUUUAGAAACUGUAAAUUUGAAUGAUGAUGAUGACAUGUCAGCAAAAACAGAUGAGAGUAAAGGCAAGACAUUGCUCGAAAUUCUGGAGCUUGAGAUGAGGGCUCGUGCAAUUCGAGCUCUUCUGAAACAGCAGAGUGGACCAGGGGAUGGAGAAGAUGUAGACUCUUGUGAAGGUGACUCAGAACUAAGAAGUCCUUGCCUAAGUACAGUGAAAGAUGCUGUUGGCAGUUAUAAUGAUUGGUCCCCUGAAGACAAUGCAGCAGGAUCUAACAGUUUUGACAUCAUCCCUAAAUCUAUUAGGCAGAAAUUUAAACAGAAAGGAAUGGAAAAUGUGCCUCUAAAUCAGUGUAUUGUUGAUGCAGAACAUACAAAUAAUUUAUAUUCCGCCCUGUCACCUAAGCUAUCUCAAGACAUCAAUGCUAUAACCCAGUUCUGUUCAACUCAGAGUCCUGAAUUAUGUUCUCCCACAAAAACUGACCACACACUAGGUACUAAGCACUCUGAAUUUAAUAAAAAUUUAUACCAAGUAGCAAAUGAAGAUAGCUCACAAAGCAUUUCACUCGGCAACAUAAAAAGUGAAGUCAUUUGUUGUGGCAAAACACAAGGUACUGACAGCAUGAAAUUAGGCCUUCCUUUACACUCAAAUAACGUAGAUCAGGAAUCAGGGUCAUAUGCAGGAGAAUGCAAAGAAACUGAAAUGGCAUUGACACCUGAUGAACCAAAUAAGGAAGAUGGGGAGCUGAGUAAUGAUGAUAAAUCAUCUGAGAGUGUUCUAGAAAUUCAGCCAGAUGGAGGAUGUAACGAUAUAAUAAUUUUAGAUGAUAGUGAUGAUGAGUUAUUGGAAUUGUAUACCAGCAAUAAACUUCAGAAGACUUUAGUUCAACAAACACAUAAUUCACAGAAACUGUCACUUGAAAAUCCACAUGAACAGGGUAAUUUCAAUAACGACAGAUCUCCAAAUGUACAGAUCCAUGGAACUUUAAAUACUGCGUUAAGAGAAUGCCUUGUUAAAGCUCAUAAACCAUUAAUUUCUUAUGAAACUUCUGGUUCAACAUCAGAGAAUUUAGCCCAAACUGAAAAAAAUGUAUUUUCAUCUAGCUAUACUGAAACUGAAGGUAAUGAACAUUGCAGACCAGAGAGUCAGAACAAAAGCAGUGACACUACAGAUUGUUCAUGGGCAACACGAUGGCUUCAGAGUAAAGAUGUACAGAAGGUAGUGUCCACAAGUAAAAUGUGUGCCAAAAUCCGCAAGAGAAUGAAGUUUGCACAGAAAGGGAAUACAAUUUCACUUACAAGAGAUCCUGAAGGAAGCUGCAAGUCUUCUGUUGUUAUUGUGGGGAGUGUUAAUGAAUAUAACAUGCUGGAUAAACCAAAGUGUGGGAAUUGUGAAACUCCAGAGGAUAGUAGUAAAUCAUCAGAAUAAAAUAAUGUGACAUAUUGGCUCAAUGCAGGAGCUGUUGAGCCACAGAGGCCUUGGGGCACGCACGCAACGGGAGAGUUGCGGAUUGUAUUGGUGUGUUGCUAGGCGAGAACUCUGUGAACGCUUGGAUAAUGCAACAGGAAGUAUGGGUCACGUGAACUCUGCAUUUCCACGAGUGACGUCACAUAU
Messenger RNA from Cryptotermes secundus, 2587 nucleotides. RefSeq lists its product as uncharacterized. The coding region runs from base 173 to 2401 and encodes 742 amino acids. NCBI's taxonomy places the organism in Eukaryota, Metazoa, Arthropoda, Insecta, Blattodea, Kalotermitidae. The transcript is spliced from 8 exons. The record is from RefSeq and is a predicted model, not a curated record.